Lachnellula hyalina is the source of this 2742-nucleotide messenger RNA. RefSeq names its product UBA domain-containing protein (gene ucp7). The transcript has 2 exons. Gene Ontology annotation, cellular component: intracellular membrane-bounded organelle; cytoplasm; vesicle. The record is from RefSeq and is a predicted model, not a curated record. Bases 1 to 2742 code for a protein of 913 amino acids. NCBI's taxonomy places the organism in Eukaryota, Fungi, Ascomycota, Leotiomycetes, Helotiales, Lachnaceae. Gene Ontology annotation, biological process: clathrin-dependent endocytosis; clathrin coat disassembly. Gene Ontology annotation, molecular function: clathrin binding.
AUGGAUGAUUUAAACGGUCUGGAGUGGUCUGCCAGCUCCAGUUCAAAUACCACCAAAGCACCUCCAGGCACGGGAAACUAUUAUCCCACCUUGCGGCCUACACCACCACCCCAGCUAUCUGGACGAACUACUCCCCUUCCAAACCCAGCUUCGGGUGCCCCUAAAUCGUCUGCAUUUGUGGCUCCUAAAUCUGUGACUCAAGACAGCUUCUCCAAUCUCGUAUCAUUUGGCUCCUCCAAAUCAAACACCUUAUCGCUACAAGAACAACAGGCGAAACUGCUGGCAGACAAGAGGAAGCAAGAUGAGGAGAAAAAGAGACAAUAUGAAGCACAAUUUGGCAGCUCGCAAGCUUGGGAUGGUUUGGGAAAGAGGAGUACAACUUCAACACCAUCAAUAACGUCGCAGAGCGCCACUCCAGCGACCAUUCCCUUACCAACGAACUUUGCUCGACCUGCACCCCUAGCCAAAAGUGGGAGUAAUUUUGCGAAUAGCGCAGACGAUGAUCUAUUUGCUGCCUUCAACGCGGAUACGAAAGUCGACAAUGCGAGCUUCUACCCACCUCCCUCUAUACCUAGUAGCGGAACGAAUACACCUGGUUUUGGGCGCAACACGGUUGAUUUGAGUCAACCGCAGGCUUGGGAGCAGCCUUCUGGUUCUCUGGGGGGUGAUACAUUCGGAGAUGAUGAUGACCCAUUCGGAUUAGGGCAAAUGAAACCUCCCAAGCCUCCCCCGAUAGCAACAACAGACGACGAUGAUUUUCUAGGCGAUUUAGGGAAACCUGUAGAGGAAGUGAGGCGGCCCAGUCCCGCGAUGAAAGAAGUUGCAGCCGAGCCGGAACCGCAAGUUGAAUCUGAUGAUCCCUGGGAUAAGGCUGUAGCAGAGCUCGUUGAUAUGGGGUUCUCAGCAGAGCAAUCGCGGCGAGCUUUGACAGAAAGUGGAUCUGGUCUUGAUAUCCAAGCUGCGGUGGGGUGGAUUUUGAAUGAUGCCCAUCGUCAGGCCAAACAAAAACAAGUGAGCAGAGAUCCAAGUAGGAACAACGGGCCAUCAAAUGGAGACGUAUCUCGAGAUAGACCUAGGCGAGAUAAUAAUCCAACGUGGAUGCGCGAAGAGGGGCGCGAUCGUUCACAACCGAGAAGAGAGGAUAAUCCAUCACCAAACAGCGAAAUGGAUCUUUCUAAAACCGCCGCUGCUGUUGGCAGCAAUUUAUUUAAGACUGCAAAUUCUCUAUGGAAGACAUCGCAGAAAAAGGUACAGAAAGCAGUUGCCGACUUUCAGCAAGAUGGAGAUCCUAGCCAACCAAAAUGGAUGCGUGAGGCAGCUGAGAGAGAACAAGAAGAGCGGAAAGCAACAGCAGAGGGACGACCUCGACGUGAGAAACCGGCCCCUGUUGAUGCUACAGCUACAGAUGAGGCUCUUAUGCUGGAAUCUGGUUCUCGUCUACCGCCAAGGAAAGCAAAAGCCCCUGAACCUCGCUUCCCGCCCUCGAGCUCCAGUUCAUCACGUGAUCACUCUCCUGCUCUUCCCUCAAGGCCUCCAGAGAGAGUAGUGGCGACACCUAGAUGGCAACAGACGGCUUCUCCUGAUCCACGUUCACGAAUUAACAAACAAGCUGUAGAAGAGCAAUCUGCCCAGGCCUAUGUCAGUCCUGCACGGCGGAAGAAAACCACCCCACAACCAUCACAACCAACGCCUGAGCCCGACCUGCUGUUCUCAUCCGGUCCCUCAUUACAGUCGAGACAAGCUCCAUCUAGGCCAAUACCACGCACAACACCUAUCCCUUUCAAACCAUCUACUCCAAUUCAAACGCGCCCAAAAGCACCACCCCGCAACAUCCCAUCCGUAUCUCCCACCGCACUAGCAAAGUCCCACGAGCACCGCCAAGCAGGCACCACGCACUUCAAACGUGGUGACUACGCUUCGGCCCACCAAUCCUACAGUGCCUCCCUAAUGUCCCUUCCCACUUCGCACCCCAUAACCAUAAUCCUCCUCUGCAACCGGGCACUCACCUCCCUCAAAACCGGCAUCCCGAAAUCCGCCGUCUCAGAUGCUGAUACAGCACUCGCGCUCAUCGGCCCCGCGCAAGGCCACUCCGAGGUCAUUGAUAUAGGCAGCGAGAAAAAAGAAAUGAGAGAGUUUUUCGGGAAAGCGCUCAUGAGGAAAGCAGAGGCCCUAGAGCAGAUGGAAAAGUGGAGGGAUGCGGGCGAGGUGUGGAAGUUAUGCGUGGAAAAUGGCGUAGGUGGCAGUACAGCUAUUCAAGGCCGUACAAGAUGCGAGAAAGCCCUCGCUCCCAAACCCCCUAAACCCGCGACUCCAAAACCACAACCUCGUCCUCCGGCCAAAUCCGCCAUGCAAGAUCUCAACACCAACACCAAUAGCGCAGCCGUUGACCGUCUCCGCAAAGCGAAUAUCGACGCCGAAAAAGCCGACGACGAGAAAUUCGCACUCGCCGAUCAAGUCGAAGCCAAGAUCUCCAUGUGGCGAGAUGGCAAGAGGGAUAAUCUGCGUGCGUUACUCGGGAGUCUGGAUAAUGUGAUGUGGGAGGGUAGUGCGUGGAAGAAGGUGGGUAUGCAUGAGCUGGUGCAAAACAACAAGGUGAAAAUUAAUUACAUGAAGGCCAUUGGGAAGUGUCAUCCAGAUAAGCUUCCACAAAAUUCCACCAUGGAAACGCAGAUGCUUGCUGCGCUUAUCUUCGCGACACUGAAUGAGAGUUGGGAUAAGUUUAAAGCGCAGAAUGGCAUGUAG